Plasmodium yoelii is the source of this 2403-nucleotide messenger RNA. RefSeq names its product metallo-hydrolase/oxidoreductase, putative. Gene Ontology annotation, cellular component: nucleus. Gene Ontology annotation, molecular function: 3'-tRNA processing endoribonuclease activity. NCBI's taxonomy places the organism in Eukaryota, Apicomplexa, Aconoidasida, Haemosporida, Plasmodiidae. The record is from RefSeq and is a predicted model, not a curated record. Bases 1 to 2403 code for a protein of 800 amino acids. The transcript has a single exon.
AUGUUUUAUUAUUUUUAUAAUUGUUUUUUCAAAUAUUUAAUUAUAAUAUACUGUGUAUAUAAUAUUUCUGUGAUAGUUUGUUUAAGAUAUAAAAAUUGUCAUUUUUAUUUAUCAUCUAACAAUAAAGGAGAUCGAAAAUGUUUACAUAAUAGUUAUAAAAAUAAAAAAAUAAAUAGAAAAAUAUAUGUAGAAGAAAAUAAGAACUGUUUAAAAGAUGAUAGAAUUGAUGAAAUAGUGAAAAAUUGUAAGGAUGGUUAUUUUGAAAAUGAUAAAAAAAUAAAAAUUAUUAAAACAUUGAGAAGUAAUAUUGAUAGAUUAUUUUUUGUUAAUAGAUAUUUAUUUGGAAAUAUAGAACAUGAUGAACAAAUUGAACAAAAUAAUAAAGAUAGUGAUGAUGAAGAAUUGAGAGAAAAAAAAAUAAAUAAUUAUUAUAAUUAUGAUAUUAAAAAAUUGGAAAAUAGUUUAAAUCUUGAACCAGAUAAAACAUUAUUAAAUGAAUACAUAGAAUAUAUACAAAAUAUAAUUCAAAAAAAUUCAAUUUUGUUGACUGAUGAUUCAUUUAUUAAAGAUCCAAUUCAUAAUUUGAUAGUAAGAUGGAUGAAGUCGGUGCUUAUAUAUAAAGAAGAAGAAGAUGACAAUUUUGGUGGUGAACAUGACGAUAAUAAUGAUAAUGACGAUAAUAACAGCUUAGAUGUAGAAUCCAUAGCAAGAAAAUUGAUUUUAUUUAAAACAAUUUUGUGUAAUACAUUAAAAAAAUACAAAUUUCAUGAUAAAAUAAUAUAUAUAGAUGCAAAAACAAAUGAUAUAAGAGUUAAAAGAAAUGUUUUUAAAGAUGUUAGUGGAAAAAAAAGUGAUUGGAAACUAAUAUUUUUAGGAACGGGUUCUAUGUAUCCAUCUAUUAGUAGAGGAACAUCAUCAUUUAUUUUUCAAACCACAAAAAAAAAAUAUAAUGAAGCUUAUUUAUUUGAUUGUGGGGAAAGUACAUUUAUAUCAUUACAAAAAGCUAAUAUAAAAAUUAGUAAGAUCAAAAAUAUAUUUAUAACACAUCUACAUGGAGAUCAUUGUUUAGGGCUCAUAUCAGUAUUAACGAUGUUAAAAAAUCUAAAAACAAUUAAUAUAUAUGGACCAGAAGGUAUAUAUAGAUUCUUAAAAAAUAGUUUUAAUUCAACAUAUUCAAAACGUAUAGCUAAAUAUUUUGUAUAUGAACUAAAAAUAAAAGGAAAUGAAAAUAGUUUAUAUGUUUCGAAUCCUGAAAGUUUGAAUAAAGGAAUAAAUAAAAAGAACCCAAAUGAUUUAAAAUAUAUAUUUAAAGAUGAAAAUAAUAUGUAUAAAAUAUUACAAACUGAUUCUAUAGAAAUAAGUGGAUAUCAAAUAAAACAUACAGUCCCAACUAUUGGUUACAUAAUUAAAGAAAGGCAUUCUGAAAAUAAAUUUAAUGCAGAACAUAUUAAUGAAAUAAUUAAAAAAAAUUAUGAUGAAUUAAAAAAAUGUAAAAAUUUAGAUUAUGCCCCAUAUAAAAUAUAUGAAAAUGUUAUAAGAAAAAUGAAAAGUGAUGAUAUACUUAUAUUUCCUGACAAUUCAAAAUUAAGUUAUAAAAAUGCUUAUAAAGAGAUACAUAAAAAAAGAAAAAUUGUUAUAUGCCAAGAUACUUGUGAUGCAUCUAGUUUAUUAAAAGAUGCUCAAGAUGCAGAUGUGUUAAUACAUGAAGCAACAAACAGUUUUAUCGAUUUAACAGAUGACAAUAUGCUUUACAAUACAGAUGUAUGUAACCAUGAUAAUUGUGUUAGUUCUUUAUCUAUAGAAAGGGAUAAAACCGUGGGAGGAAAUGGUCAUAAUAAUAAUGUGAACAAAUUUGAAAAAUCGGAAAAAUCGGAAAAACCUGAAAAAUCGGAAAAACCUGAAAAAUCGGAAAAACCUGAAAAAUUAGAUACUAUAAAUUAUUAUAAUAAAAUAAUUUCUGACCGUGGACAUUCAACUUCUUAUAUGGCAGGAAAUUUUGCAAGUAAGAUUCGAACCAAUAAAUUAAUUUUAACACAUUUUUCACAAAGAUAUACAGGUGAUAAUAAAUUGAAAAAUAUGAUAAUAAUGAAAAAAAUUGAAGAUGAAGCUUUAGAAGGGUUUUAUUCUGAUAAAAAUAAGUCAUAUAAAGAUUUUGACAAAAAAAAUAUAAAUGAUUCUGAGAGAAAAAAAUCUGUAAAUUUAGUAUACAUUUCUAACAAUAGUAAUGAACAAAAAGAAGCAAAUGAUGAUGCAGUGAAUGACAUAGAUGGGGUAGUGAAUAAUAAUUCAGAAAAUUUGAAUAAAAUGAAAAAUAAUUUCCAAGAAAAUGAUGUAGUAGCAGCUUUUGAUGGUCUUGUUAUGUAUGUUCCACCCCAAUUGAUUUUUCCCACGUCUUUUAGAUAA